AUGAACAAAUUCUAUUCGGUGCAGCCGGUGCAGCCGGAGAACGGGAGCAAAGCCAAAGAAUCCUUCAAGUUCGUGUCGGAGGGGAAGAGGGAUGAACGGGCGGCCGCUGGAGAGGAGCCAUCGCAGCCCUCCUGUUGCCUCAGUGUGAAGAAGAUCUACUACACAGUCAGUGAGCGUGUGGGUCCGUGGUGGGACUUACCCUCCUUCAGGAAGCGAUGGACUCGUCAGAUCCUCAAUGAUGUCUCCUUCCACGUGGACAGCGGGCAGAUCAUGGGCAUACUGGGCAAUUCAGGCUCAGGAAAGACCACACUGUUGGACGCCAUCUCGGGGAGGAUUGGAAACUGUGGCAAACUGUCGGGUGAGGUCUUCGUUAACGGCAGGAAACUGAAGAGAGAUGAGUAUCAGGACUGCUUCUCCUAUGUGCUGCAGAGCGAUAACUUGUUGAGUUAUCUGACCGUGGAGGAGACUCUGACCUACACAGCUCAGCUGGCCCUGCGGAAACACUCAGCCAAAGCUAUAAAGAAGAAGGUGUUGGCGGUGAUGGCCGAGCUGAGUCUGGGUCAUGUGGCUCACAGUGUCAUCGGGGGUCGCGUUUUCCCGGGGAUCUCGGGGGGCGAGAGGAGGAGGGUCUCCAUCGCCAGCCAGCUGCUUCAGGACCCGAGGGUGAUCCUAUUGGACGAGCCGACCACUGGCCUGGACAGCAUGACCGCCAAUCAGAUUGUGGUGCUGCUGGCCGAGCUGGCCAGGAGGAAUCGUGUCGUCAUAGUAACCAUCCACCAACCGCGCUCCGAGCUCUUCAGGGUGUUUAGCAGGAUCGCCAUAAUGAGUCGUGGGGAGCUGGUGUUCUGCGGGCAGCCACAGGAGAUGGUGGACUUCUUCAGCCAGCGGGGAUACGAGUGUCCGGAGUACUGCAACCCCUUUGACAUCUAUGUCGACUUCACCUCGGUGGACACGCGCAGCAGUGAGAGGGAGGCGGCCACCUUCAGUCGCAUGCACGAGAUCACGGCGUCCUAUCAGAAGUCGGCCAUCUACGACAGCAUGCUGGGAAAAGUGGAGCGGAGCCUGCAGCGGGCGGACAAGCCGGCCAUCCCCUUCAAGAGCAAAGAGUCCCCCUGCGGGGCCACCAAGCUGGAGGUUCUGCUCAGGCGGACGGCGAGGAACCUGUCCCGAGACAGGAUGGGUGUCCUGAUGCGCUUGUCGCAGAACCUGAUCUACGGCCUCUUCGUGGCCUUCUUCGUGAUGCAUUUAGACAAAGACGUCAACAAGGGCGCCGUGCAGGACCGCAUCGGCAUCAUCUAUCAGAGCAUCGGGGCUUCGCCGUACACCGGCAUGCUGAACGCUGUCGCUCUCUUCCCGGCGUUGCGAGCCAUCGGCGACCAGGAGAGUCAGGACGGCCUGUACAGUAAAUGGCAAAUGUUCUUAGCCUACAUCUUCCACAUCCUUCCCUUCAGCAUCCUGAGCGUUUUCAUCUUCACCUCCUUCCUUUACUGGACGGUGGGGAUGAACCCUGACAGCUUGCGCUUCCUGUGUUAUUCUGCCGUCGUCCUGGUGCCACAUAUCAUAGGUGAGUUGCUGACUGUGGUGCUGUUGGGAGUGUUCCACGACCCUAACAUGGUCAACACGGGAGUGGCUCUGCUCAACAUCGCAGGGAUCUUAGUGGGAUCCGGUUUCCUCAGGGGCACCCAGCAGAUGCCGAUGGUCUUCCAGUGGCUCAGCUACCUCACCUUCCAGAAGUACAGCUGCGAGCUGCUCAUAGUCACCGAGUUCCACGGACUCAACUUCACGUGCAAUAGUUCCAGUCCUUUGCCGGGAGCCUGUAUAAUCACUGAGGGCGAUCAGAUCAUCGAUGAAGGAUAUCCUGGAGCUCUGUCGCGAUUCACGCUCGACUUGGUCCUCCUCUACUCCUUCCUCCCUGCUCUCCUGCUGCUGGGCAUGAUCAGCUUCAAGAUCAGAGACAAGCUUGUACGCCACUAAAUCCACAGACACACGUUCGUUGAUUAGAAUAAAAGUGUUAUUAGGUUGGAGCAAUGAUUAAAGUACAGAGAGCUUUUACUAGCAAACAACGGCAGUGCAGGAUGCAAAGUGUACAACCGGGUUACUGUGGGACGCGUCCAGGGACGGACCCCAUCGAACCUGCUGCUUUAUCACCGAAUCAGACAACGUCUGAGAGGUGCAGCACAGAUUAAACUAUGUUUAUGUUGAAUGUGUUCAUUUUUUAUUGAACAAUAGAUACAAAGUACUUUUAAGCUAAAGCUUCAAAACAAAAUCACCAGUUUGAUUCCUCUGUGAAUCAUCUUACCCCAUUUUAAGCACAAAAAUGUCACUUAUAUAUUACGUUUUUUUAAUAUUGUGAUGUGUCAAUAAGUAAUAGUAAUGCUUAUUGCAAUGUGGUAAAAAUGUUGUUCAUGAGUAUAGAAGUUGUUUUGUUUUGUUUAAAAUAGCAAAUGACACAAAAUGAAAUAAAUAAAGCAAAUUGCAUACUGUAUUUACAUUCAUGUGUGUGUGUGAUCAUAAAGCUGGUUGUCUCAUGUCU
Messenger RNA from Gasterosteus aculeatus aculeatus (three-spined stickleback), 2533 nucleotides. RefSeq names its product ATP-binding cassette, sub-family G (WHITE), member 5 (gene abcg5). Gene Ontology annotation, molecular function: ATP hydrolysis activity; ATP binding; ABC-type transporter activity. Gene Ontology annotation, cellular component: plasma membrane; ATP-binding cassette (ABC) transporter complex; apical plasma membrane. The record is from RefSeq and is a predicted model, not a curated record. Gene Ontology annotation, biological process: transmembrane transport; cholesterol efflux; cholesterol homeostasis. Lineage: Eukaryota; Metazoa; Chordata; Actinopteri; Perciformes; Gasterosteidae.